UAUAUAUGUUGUGUAUAUCAUCUAUGCAUCUUUCAUAUCUUAAUUGAACUUCCAAAGCAUUCAUUUCAUGAUGAUUUUGCUUUCCUUCUCUCCCAAAACCAAAGCUUUGGUCUCAAUUCCAUUAAUCCCCUCUCAUCUUCUCAAUGCUCAGGAAAAACAUACAAAUUAUUUUCAAACCUUCCGCCCUACCUUUCCAUUGAGGUCACAGAUUCCGACUCGGUUCAUUUCGAUGAACAGGAAGGGCUUGUUUAUAGAGAAAUGCCGCAAGGAUGAUUCGCCGACACAUACUGAGGAAGAGGAAGACAAUAAUGGAGCUCUUCAAGCCGUCCUCAAGCUCUACGACUCAAUAAAGAACAGAAACAUUAUGGAACUGUCUGAAGUUUUCGGGGAUGAUUGUCAAUGUGGCUGCAAUUUUAUCCCGUUCUUCCGAUCAUUCCGAGGGAAGAAGCAAGUUUUGGCCUUUUUCUCUUACUUGAUGAGAAGUUUAGGAAGCAACAUAGAGUUUGUAGUUCAACCCACCCUGCAAGAUGGUAUGAACGUGGGAGUUUCUUGGAGAUUAGAGUGGAACAAGAAAAGAGUGCCUCUUGGAAAGGGUUUCAGCUUCCACAUAUGUCAAGUAUACCAAGGAAAGGUUUUGAUAAGCAACGUGGAGAUGUUCAUGGAAUCACUACUCCGUACAGAAGAAAUUGUACUGAAAUUGGUGGCUUCUAUGAUAAGGCUAAUGGAGAAAAAAAGUUCCUUUGUAUUUGUAGAGGGUAAAAUAUCAAAGCGGGCUAUAUACAGUCUACUUGCUUUGCUUUUAGGGGCUUCUCUUCUGUUCUUUUCAUAGUUCAGAUCAUAUAUUUUUGUAGUACUGCAUGGCAGGAUUAAGCCUUUCUCAUCCUCCCUCUCCAUUCAAGUUCUCUAUCUUUCCUGCGUCCACAAUGUGUACAUUUAUAUAGAUGAUAUCCGUAUAUAAAGGGCUCGAUCCCGCCUCCUAGUUCUUUGA
Molecule: messenger RNA, 988 nt
Organism: Punica granatum (pomegranate)
Lineage: Eukaryota; Viridiplantae; Streptophyta; Magnoliopsida; Myrtales; Lythraceae
Source: RefSeq, a predicted model, not a curated record